AUGUCGCGGCGGUACCGCGGGCGGUCGUAUCAAAACAUUCUGCGCAAACUCCCACGGAACCUCGUGGUGUUUGACGGGCACUGUCUCAUGUGCCAGGCCCGGGUCCAGUACGUGCUGGAGCGCAACUUCUCGUACUUUAGCUUUCUGCGCCUCACGCAGGGCGUGGAUCCGGUGAGGCUUGCGAGGAACAAAAUGUUGUUUUGCAGCUUUGACUCCGUGAACUGGCGUGAGCUACGCCGCAAUUUCCCCCAUCUUUUGAGUGACGCGGACGCCGUCGCGCUGAUUGAGAAGGUGCCCUCGCAGACGGCCUCCUUCUUAAGUCGUGUGCGGCAACGACAAGAGAGGCGGCGUCCGCAGGGGCCAAGUGGAGAUGCGAGGAGCCGUGGACACCAUACUGGCGGCGGCGGCGGUGUGUUUGCGGCGCACAGCCCUCUCGCUCCCCUUGCCUCCUCGACCCCCUCCGCUGCAAGCGGGGUAGCCGACGGCCUUGACGCGGGGGAGGAGGACGUGGACAUCCUUGUCUCUGUCAAGUACGAGGCGGUGUGCCGUAUUGGGAUGAAGCUGGACCGGUGGCUGCCGCGUACGCUUUUUUGUUGCCUGUACUACACGCUCCCGCAGCGGCUGGGCGAUCGCUGGUACGACCACGUCUUGCGGCGGAGACAACUGUGGGGCACUUCGGAGGAGGAUGCGGUGCGGUAUCCGAAGCGGGUGCUUGGGUUGAAGGAGCGCACCUGGAGGCCGUGA
Trypanosoma conorhini is the source of this 744-nucleotide messenger RNA. RefSeq lists its product as uncharacterized. The record is from RefSeq and is a predicted model, not a curated record. Bases 1 to 744 code for a protein of 247 amino acids. The transcript has a single exon. Lineage: Eukaryota; Euglenozoa; Kinetoplastea; Trypanosomatida; Trypanosomatidae.